GCGAUUGGCCAGGGGAGUAGUGGGAGGGGCCGGUUAGCAGACUGAUGCUUUAAACAAACUUUUCAGCAGGGCUGCCUGCUUCCCUUCCAACUAAACAGUGAGACCCAGACAAAGAGCUAGGAGGACUCCUGAAACAACUACUAUUCCCUUGAAGCCAAGGCCAAUCCAACCGCCACCAUGUCGAGCAAACGCGCAAAGGGGAAGACCACCAAGAAGCGCCCCCAGAGGGCCACGUCCAACGUGUUCGCCAUGUUUGACCAGUCUCAGAUCCAGGAGUUCAAGGAGGCCUUCAACAUGAUCGACCAGAACCGAGAUGGCUUCAUCGACAAGGAGGAUCUGCACGAUAUGCUGGCCUCACUAGGUAAGAACCCAUCUGAUGAGUACCUGGAGGGGAUGAUGGCUGAGGCGCCGGGGCCCAUCAACUUCACCAUGUUCCUCACUAUGUUUGGAGAGCGCCUCAACGGCACCGACCCCGAGGACGUCAUCCGCAACGCCUUCGCCUGCUUCGACGAGGAGGGUUCUGGUGAGACACAAACACAAGCACACACAAACACUCUCCAAUGUCAACCCCUAGCCUCCACCAUAACAACAACAUCAAACGCUAAAUAGGAAAAACAAAUGGGA
Messenger RNA from Oncorhynchus gorbuscha (pink salmon), 624 nucleotides. RefSeq names its product myosin regulatory light polypeptide 9-like. The coding region runs from base 178 to 609 and encodes 143 amino acids. The transcript has 3 exons. Gene Ontology annotation, cellular component: stress fiber; cytoplasm; myofibril. The record is from RefSeq and is a predicted model, not a curated record. Gene Ontology annotation, biological process: myofibril assembly; platelet aggregation. Gene Ontology annotation, molecular function: calcium ion binding. NCBI's taxonomy places the organism in Eukaryota, Metazoa, Chordata, Actinopteri, Salmoniformes, Salmonidae.